AGUGACUGACCGAUAGUCUUUCUGAGAGAGAAAGAGAGGCUGGAUAUAAACAGCAGCCAGGCUUUCAGGCAGCGACAGCCAGACACUCAGAGCAGCCAUCUCGCCUCUCUCUCAGCUCCUCAGACCCAUGCAGGAUGCCCGGAGAGCGCCGGGGAGUCCUGGUCCAGCUCAGCCCGAGUUCAUGACGCUCUGGGCGGCCUCGUCAUGCGUCUCUUGCCCGAGCCCAGCGCCCAGUCCCUCCGGCUCCUCUUCCUCUUUAUCUUCGUGAUGGGGGUGACCCCUUCCCCGGCUCUCACAGCCGGCUGCCCCGACAGAUGCGUGUGCGACGACCAGCUGGUGGUCCAGUGCGCCGGGCAGGAGCUCACCCUGUUCCCCAAUGACCUGCCCCUGGCCACCCGGCAGCUCAUCAUCUCCAACAACCGCAUCGGGGACCUCCCGGCGCUGCAGCUCAACUACCUGUCCGAUCUGGUUUAUCUGGACUGCAGCAACAACUCUCUGACCGAGAUCUCCGAGUCCACAUUCGGGAAUUUGCGGAAACUCGCCUACCUGGACUUGUCGUUCAACACCCUGCUGCAGAUCGAGGACCGGACUUUCGGGCCCCUGGCGUCUCUGGUGAUGCUCCGGCUGACGGAUAACCCGAGUCUGGGGGAGAUCCACCCGGAUGCCUUCGCGGAGAACAUGGCUCUGCAGGUGCUGGAUGUGAGCCGGAACAACCUGACGGCCCUCAACAUCAGCAGCCUGAUCGCCCUGCCAGCUCUGCGCUCUUUGGGGCUCAGCGGCAACCCCUGGAGCUGCGACUGUGACACGGAGGACCUCUGCCUCUGGGUGCAGAUAGAGGGCUUCAAGUUCCAAGACGAGGGCCAGACAGUUUGCCAGAGUCCCCCAGAGCUGGCGGGCCAGCGGUUGGCGGAGGUCGGCAUGCAGCUGCGGGCGGACUGCCACCAAGGCCUGGGCUACUGGGACUACCUCUUCUUCAUCGCCAUCGGCUUCGUCAUCUUCUCGGCCGGCACGGUGUCGGCCUGGGUGAUGGGCGUGCUCAUGGUGCUGUACGAGCGCUACAGCAAAAGGAAGAGCGAGGAGCUGGACAGCGAUGAUGAGGACGAGAGGGGAGGGAUGGGCGGAGGGGGUGGGGGAGGAGGCGGAGGAGGAGGGAACCAGGGGAACGGGGAUCUGAGCAAGCCUGGCAUGCAGGUGUGA
Plectropomus leopardus (leopard coralgrouper) is the source of this 1197-nucleotide messenger RNA. It is a transcript of the gene lrrc52, whose product is annotated as leucine rich repeat containing 52. Gene Ontology annotation, cellular component: voltage-gated potassium channel complex. Gene Ontology annotation, molecular function: voltage-gated potassium channel activity; transmembrane transporter binding; potassium channel activator activity. The record is from RefSeq and is a predicted model, not a curated record. NCBI's taxonomy places the organism in Eukaryota, Metazoa, Chordata, Actinopteri, Perciformes, Serranidae.